CAUUUGCUUGUCAGACUUUUUUGGUUGAGUCUGUGAGAGUUUCACAGUUCCGAAGUCAUUCUCUUCAAUGGAGCUCUUUGUAGCCACUGCUUUCUCAUGGACCCACUCCAUCUCUCCCUCUCUUCACAUUCCUCAACCCUUUUCUACGUGUGAGACUAGGAGGUUCCGUGUUUGGUGUAGUUCUGAUCAAACCCACCAGGCAAAUCAGAUGACUGUAUCAGUGACCGGAGCUACGGGUUUUAUAGGUAGAAGAUUGGUGCAAAGGCUGCAUGCAGAUAAUCAUUGCGUUCGCGUCUUGACACGCUCUAGAUCUAAGGCUGAGUUAAUUUUUCCGGUCAAGAACUUUCCAGGAAUAGUGAUUGCAGAGGAGCCAGAGUGGAAAGACUGCAUUCAUGGUUCAAACGGUGUUGUGAACUUGGCUGGGCUGCCAAUAAGUACGCGAUGGUCUUAUGAGAUCAAGAGAGAGAUUAAGCAAAGCCGGAUUAGAGUCACCUCGAAGGUUGUAGAUUUAAUAAAUGAUGCGCCAGAUGCAGUUCGGCCUACAGUUUUAGUUAGCGCAACCGCUGUUGGUUACUAUGGCUCUAGUGAAACACAAGUAUUUGAUGAACAAAGUCCAUCAGGAAAUGAUUACUUGGCUGAGGUUUGUAGAGAAUGGGAAGCAACAGCCCUCAGAGUAAAUAAGGAUGUCAGACUAUCACUUAUUCGCAUUGGUGUUGUUCUUGGUAAAGAUGGUGGUGCUUUAGCUAAAAUGAUCCCUCUCUUCAUGAUGUUUGCUGGUGGUCCUUUGGGCUCUGGAAAACAAUGGUUUUCCUGGAUUCAUCUGGAUGACAUAGUGAACCUAAUAUAUGAAGCUCUAUCCAAUCCAUCGUAUAAAGGGGUUAUCAAUGGAACUGCACCAAACCCUGUUAGACUGGCCGAAAUGUGUGGACAAUUGGGAAAUGCCAUGGGCCGGCCCUCAUGGCUGCCUGUACCUGAAGUUGCGCUCAAAGCAGUCCUUGGAGAAGGUGCUUCUGUGGUUUUGGAAGGGCAACGGGUGCUUCCCGCUAGAGCCAAGGAAUUGGGUUUCCCAUUCAAGUACCCCUAUGUGAAAGAUGCACUUAAAGCCAUUCUCUCAUAAGAAAGUCAGCACAUGAUGUGAUAAAGCAACCAGUAUAUUCUUUAUUCUUUGAGUAAAGGCUAGGCUUCAGCAAACAUCAACAAACAAGCAGUCAGAAUUUGGUGAUUAGAUCUAGUGAGACUGAGGUCUGCACGGAAACUGUCGGUAGGUUUUCUUAUUUUCUUGUCAGCAAACACUUCUUUUGAAAUGAUCUGCAUUUGCCCGUCAAAAUGUAUUGGGAGUUCUAGAGCAUAAGUUACUGCUUUUUUUCUGAUUUUGUGGUCUUUGCAGUAGUUUGGAAUUGGAAUAACUAGAUGUGCUUCUUCUUUUGAUCUGGCAAAAAAUCUCUCAAUUAUAAAUUAUGAAGUUUAUGUACC
Messenger RNA from Alnus glutinosa, 1473 nucleotides. Its product is annotated as epimerase family protein SDR39U1 homolog, chloroplastic. The record is from RefSeq and is a predicted model, not a curated record. The coding region runs from base 68 to 1117 and encodes 349 amino acids. The transcript has 13 exons. Lineage: Eukaryota; Viridiplantae; Streptophyta; Magnoliopsida; Fagales; Betulaceae.